AUGUCGAACAAGGUCCCUGUCGUUGAAAACAAGCGCCUGUCCAUCGUCGUAGAUGAUGCCGGACCACCCACUGAUCGGGACUCGCAUGUCUCGACUUCUUCAACCACCUCGGCAAACGGAAAACCCAAGAGAAAAACUCACGUUGGCCCUUGGCAGUUGGGCAAAACCCUGGGAAAAGGGGCAACUGGAAGAGUACGCCUUGCAAAGCAUGCUUUGACUCAUCAGACUGCAGCCGUCAAGAUCGUCUCCAAGAAGUCUGCUGCACUGGUUCAAAGUGCUAGUAUGGCUCGAAUGGACCGUGAGAACAAUUCUGCUGCCGUUGCUGCCGGCCUACGAACUAUGCCUUUCGGAAUCGAGCGUGAGGUCGUGAUCAUGAAGCUGAUCGAGCACCCCAAUAUCAUCAAUCUCUACGAUAUAUGGGAGAAUCGUGGUGAACUCUAUUUGGUUCUCGAGUAUGUCCAAGGCGGUGAGCUUUUUGACUAUGUCUCGAGUAACGGCGCCCUUCCAGAAGGGGAAGCCGUUCGACUAUAUCGCCAGAUGAUUGCUGGUUUGUCGUAUUGCCAUCGCUUCAAUAUUUGCCACCGCGAUUUGAAACCUGAAAACUUACUCCUGGACAGCCAUCGAAACAUCAAGCUGGCCGACUUUGGAAUGGCCGCUCUUCAACCAGAUGGAAAGUGGCUUAACACAUCGUGCGGAAGCCCACACUAUGCUGCCCCAGAAGUCGUUAAUGGACAACAAUAUCGUGGCGACAAGGCCGAUAUCUGGAGUACAGGCAUUAUCUUGUUUGCCAUGCUCAAUGGCUUUCUUCCUUUUGAUGGUGGAAGCCUGGGCAAAACCCUCCAGAUGGUGAAGAAGGGCGAUUACUACCUCCCCCCCACGCUGAGUGUAGAAGCCUCCGACCUCAUCCAACGCAUUCUUCAGAAGCGCCCGGAGAAGAGGAUAUCAAUGGACGAUAUAUGGACACACCCAUUGAUCCGCAAAUACGAGAAAUAUCAUGCAAGCUUAUCCGCCCCGGAACCACUCAUUGUCGCAGCACCACCGGUAGAGAUACAAGCGCAGUCAAAGCGUGUUUGUGCACGGUCUGAAAUUGAUGCCGAAGUCCUGCGCAAUCUCUCAACUUUAUGGCAUGGUGAGAAGGAAGACGAAUUAGUCCGUCGACUCAUGAGUGACGAGCCAAAUCAUGAGAAGCUCUUCUAUUGGGCCUUGAUCAAGUUUCGCGAGGAUCAACUCGAGAACUACCCGGGUGAGCCACUACAUUACUCUACUAGUGACUAUCACCAUGUCAGCAGGCCAGCUCCAAAACCGAGCAAGAAACCCGGCACUAGCCGAGGUCAUGCUCGACGCACUUCUCAGUUCUCCAUCGUUAGUGAUGAGAAUCAUAAGAGGGAAGUCUAUUACAAACAUCCAGCUACUGCCGCAAGCAAGGUCACACAGGGCAGCUAUGAUCCUUUUCGCGCUUCAAGGACGCCACUUGCAGAUUAUAGCUACAAUUCUGGCACUGUCGUGCGCCGUCGGCCUACCACCACCGCUGGCCGGUCGAUGAGCUCGACUGGAAGUUUGAGGCACCCUGCCGCUGGCCGGUUCCCAGAAGAUAUUCCAGCGAUUCCCAGCUUCACGUCCGAGGAACUGGAGAAGCUCGUGCAGAAGAAGCAUGCGUCGUACUCGACGGCUACUUCUAGAAGCUCGCUGUCGAGCAUGAGACGUCGUCCAGGCAUUAGAAAGUCCAUAAGUUAUAAGCGUCAAGUCAGUUUCCAACACAAUCGACGCCAAGGCUCAAAUGGAAAUGUGAAUCGUCGACUGUUUUAUGAAAGUGGCUCAACGGAUCGCCCUCCAACCCGGAGCACCAUCGACCCGAUCUCCGAGACUCAGAGUACACCUAGCCUUCCCACACCACCCCAAGUAUGUCGACCACGAAAGUCCAGUUCGGAAUUCGAUGUCAAGAACGCUCGCGUCGCAAGCUAUUACUGGAAGGAUGACACUCGCAAGGUCAGUGCGGAGCUGGGUAAAAUAUGUGAAGAGGCUUUCAAUCGUUCUUCAAUUUCAACCGCUAGCGAGGCAAGCCCGGUCCAACCUCUGCAGUCAUCGAUUACAUCAGUCUCAGCCCAUAACCACAAAGCCCCUCCUAGCAUCCGAGAUAGACCGCUCCCUGCCACUCCAGUUCUGCAGGAGUUGUUGGAGCGACGACAGAAGAUCAUAGACACCUGGGGCGACGCUGACCAGACCGUACUUGCUGACAUGCUCGCUGCUCUCGAUAAGCGAAUUGAUACUGAGCUCGACAAGCAGAGAGGCUAUGAGAAGCGAGCUGCAUCCGACCCAACCUCUGCAAAUGUCACGACUCGCCAGUAUCGUCCAGUAUCGCCCGCCGGCACCAUGGAUGAUCUGAAGUACGGCCGAAACGGCAAUACUCGUGCCGUAUCUGACCCCGUGCAGUCCCAUACACCUCAGGCUGGGAAGGGCAAUACCAUCCGACUGGUAACACCUGAUUCUGCUUCACCACUUACUCGCGUGGAGGCUUUGAGAAUUAGAAAGAAUAAAGCUGCCCCCAUCAACUCUUUGAGGGGAGGUCCGAUCGAGUCUUCACCAUUGAUGUAUGAGCGUAGUGGCUAUGAUCAACGUUUAUACUCGAGAGGUGGAUUGGACACGAUUGAUGAAAAUCCUGGUUCUCCAAAGAGAAGAGCACAUGGCACAACUUCUACGGCUGCCCGGAAAUGGUCUUGGCUCGGAAAGCGUACUUCCUUCGCGCGAGACUUACCGGACCCCUUUCAGUCAUUAGACAAUGUUGACGAGAGUUCAGAGCAACAAGGAUCUCAGAUGGUGCAUCCAAGCGACUCUACCAAUUCCUCAGGCCUUUCGAGACAGCAUGCCAGUGAUUCGGACAUGGCGGAGAUGGAACUCACCAUGGAGCGAAAGCGAAGCUGGUUCCAGAAGAUGUUCAGGAAAACUGCAAGGGGCAAGGAGAAUCUCGGGACUGUUCCAGGCCAACAUCGCAUUGUGCAAGAUUUCACAGAGGAUUCGGAGUCUCAUGAGAUAGGGAACGAUGGAAUUGCUGAGAACCACCAGCUGGGCAAGAUAGGGGUCCGCACUGGCUAUCCACCCUCCACAAGUGUUGAUGCUGCUGUUGCGGCCGCUGCUUUACGCCCGAUCGAGGUCAACCAGAAUUGGUUUGCAAAGUUUUUCCAUAUCAAACCAGCAACUCGAGUCCUCUGUCUUGUGGUAACCAAAGCCAAGGCUAGGAAAGAGCUCUUCAAGGUUCUGAGAGGGUGGCAUCAAUAUGGAGUAAGGGAUGUCGUUGCCGGACGACGACCUGGAGGUGAUGUCAUUCGAGGUCGUGUUGACACAGAAAAUUAUCUUUCUCUCAAACCUGUCUAUUUUCAUGCAUAUGUGUAUUCAGUCCUUGAACAUGGCCGGAAAGCCAAUUUGAGCGUUAUUAAAUUCACUCAGGAGAGAGGCGCGGCGAGCACCUUUACCAAGAUCGUCGAGACUCUUGAAACGAAUUUCCGCAAGCGCGAUCUCUUGAUGAUCGACCCAGUCCGAAAGAGGGGAAUUGAGAAGUCUUUGAAGGAGGCUGGUUUGUGA
Messenger RNA from Exophiala aquamarina CBS 119918, 3576 nucleotides. RefSeq names its product CAMK/CAMKL/GIN4 protein kinase. Bases 1 to 3576 code for a protein of 1191 amino acids. Gene Ontology annotation, cellular component: cytoplasm. The record is from RefSeq and is a predicted model, not a curated record. Gene Ontology annotation, molecular function: ATP binding; protein serine/threonine kinase activity. Gene Ontology annotation, biological process: protein phosphorylation; intracellular signal transduction. NCBI's taxonomy places the organism in Eukaryota, Fungi, Ascomycota, Eurotiomycetes, Chaetothyriales, Herpotrichiellaceae. The transcript is spliced from 2 exons.